UCCCCUAGUCCUUUACCCCGGUGUCUCCCAGCCUUGCCACCCCGUUCCCUGCCCCAUUGGCCUCAACGGCGUCACCAUUGAGUGUCCCCAGCAGUGUAGUCAGGGUCUGGGGGUCAGGGCUGUUCUUCCUGAGAAAGCCUCCAAUUUCAGCUACUCCCUUCCUGUCCUGGGACAGACCAGCCCUCUCACUCCGCGCCCCCACUUCCAAGGCUGGUGAGGUGAGACCCAACCAACAUGACGGGUUUGGGUCCUUCAGGGCCUCAGAAGGGGCCCCAGCAUCCCGGAUCUCUCUUCUCAACUCUCCACCCUGUCUCCGUGGGCGUAGGCUGCUCAGCCUCUCCUCCCAGGGUGUGGGCACCCGAUCACCCACAUUCCUGGGCUCCAGCCUGGCUCCUUCCCCAGGGCAGUGGACGCCAUAGCAUUAGCCUCAGGCAGGGAAUGGGACCUGCCUGCUUCCUUUCCCUUCUCUCCCUUUUCAGGGAGACAGAUCCCAGAGUUACCCUCCUCUCCCCAUAAAGACCCAGGUAUUCUGGCUUCCUCCACGGAGGAGCCCUGGCCGGGAUGGAUGCAGGAUGACCCCGCCCUCCCCUGCCUAUUGUCCUGGAUCCUGAGGAGGAAGUGCUGGGGGCUGGGCAAGGGGUUUGGGGCCACAGGCAGGCCCUGUGGAUCCCAGUCCUUGGCUGUAUCUCCAGCCAUUGGACUUUGCCUGUUGGCAAUCCCUGCCUCUGUGUGGAGGUUGUGGGCCCUGGAUGGGAGCUGGUUUUUACUUCUCCCUGGCUGACCCCGUGUGGGAAUUUUAGGGUAGAUUUUAUGUUUGGGAUUUUCUCUCUUGUUUCUCUUCUGGGCUCCCAGUUUGUGCUUUUCCCCUGGAGUUCUCCUCCCUUUCUGUUCUCUCAUUUUUGUGUUUGUUGGCCUCGGUGUCUCUCCUUCCUUUUCCUCCCAUUAUUUCCUUCAUGGCAUGACCUCAAUUUUACUUUCUCUCUUGUGUCUCUUGUUUUCUUGGUGUCUGUGACUUUCUGCCCCCCCUUUUCCCCUUUCCUACCACCCUCAGUGUCUCUGCCCAUGAGUCCCUUUCUCAGAAUUGCCCUCUGUCCAGCCUCUCUAUCUGACGUUCGGUAAGCUUGUGAGUGGCGAGGAAUAAAAAUAUCACCAUCCCUGCCCUUGGAUUCACAUUGCAUUCGGCCACUCCAGAGGGACAUCAUUCUUACUUUUCCUGACAUUAUCCCCCACCUCUUGUCCUCUAAUCAUGCAACCCCAAACAUAUCUCUGGAGCCACAGGUGCCUCCUAACCACUCUUCCCCCACAACCAGGGUUUCCCCCACAGCCUCAGCUGGCGUGGCCAGGCCCCAAGUGUAGGAUGGGGCUCCUCCUACGAGGGCCGGUGGCAGCCAGAACUGAUACAGCCCCCGUGGUCUGGGGCCAGGACGACAGCUGAGGAGGGUGAAAGUAUCUGAAGUCAUGACUGGUGCCUCGGUGAAAGUGGCAGUGAGGGUUCGACCCUUCAAUGCCCGUGAGACUAGCCAGGAUGCCAAGUGUGUGGUCAGCAUGCAGGGCAGCACCACCUCCAUCAUCAAUCCCAAACAGAGCAAGGAUGGCCCCAAAAGUUUCACCUUCGACUACUCCUACUGGUCACACACUUCGGCUGAGGACCCCCAGUUUGCAUCUCAGCAACAGGUAUAUCGGGACAUUGGAGAAGAGAUGCUGCUCCACGCCUUUGAAGGCUACAACGUGUGCAUCUUUGCCUAUGGGCAGACCGGGGCUGGGAAAUCCUACACCAUGAUGGGGCGGCAGGAGCCAGGGCAGCAGGGCAUUGUGCCCCAGCUCUGCGAGGACCUCUUCUCUCGUGUUAGUAAGAACCAGAGCGCUGAGCUCUCCUAUUCUGUGGAGGUGAGCUAUAUGGAGAUCUAUUGUGAGCGGGUACGAGACCUUUUGAACCCCAAGAGCCGGGGCUCUCUGCGGGUCCGGGAGCACCCCAUCCUGGGCCCUUACGUGCAGGACUUGUCUAAAUUGGCUGUGACCUCCUAUGCAGACAUUGCCGACCUCAUGGACUGUGGAAAUAAGGCGAGGACUGUGGCUGCCACCAACAUGAAUGAGACCAGCAGCCGUUCCCAUGCCGUCUUCACCAUUGUCUUCACCCAGCGCUGCCAUGACCAGCUCACUGGACUGGACUCAGAGAAGGUUAGUAAGAUCAGUUUGGUGGACCUUGCUGGGAGUGAGCGGGCUGAUUCCUCAGGAGCCCGGGGCAUGCGCCUGAAGGAAGGUGCCAACAUCAAUAAGUCUCUGACUACUCUAGGGAAGGUGAUCUCUGCCCUUGCAGAUAUGCAAUCAAAGAAGCGGAAGUCGGAUUUUAUCCCUUAUAGGGACUCUGUGCUCACCUGGCUGCUCAAGGAGAAUUUGGGUGGGAACUCACGCACAGCAAUGAUUGCAGCCCUAAGCCCCGCAGACAUCAAUUACGAAGAGACUCUCAGCACCCUCAGGUAUGCUGACCGCACCAAGCAGAUCCGCUGCAAUGCCAUCAUCAAUGAGGACCCAAAUGCCCGGCUGAUCCGAGAGUUGCAGGAGGAGGUGGCUCGGCUACGUGAACUGCUGAUGGCUCAGGGGCUCUCAGCCUCUGCUCUGGGAGGACUGAAGGUGGAUGAGGGGAGUCCUGGAGGUGCUCUGCCAGCUAUAGCGUCUCCCCCUUCCCCAGCUUCACCCUCAUCUCCCCCUGCACACAAUGGGGAACUGGAACCACCAUUCUCCCCCAACACUGAGCCCCAGAUUGGGCCUGAGGAGGCCAUGGAGAGGCUGCAGGAAACAGAGAAGAUCAUAGCUGAGCUGAAUGAAACCUGGGAGGAGAAACUACGCAAGACUGAAGCCCUGAGGAUGGAGAGAGAAGCAUUGCUGGCUGAGAUGGGGGUGGCUGUCCGGGAGGACGGAGGAACCGUGGGUGUCUUCUCUCCGAAGAAGACUCCCCACCUGGUGAACCUGAAUGAAGACCCCUUGAUGUCGGAAUGUCUGCUCUACCACAUCAAAGAUGGCAUCACCAGGGUCGGCCAGGUAGAUGUGGACAUCAAGCUGACCGGGAAGUUCAUUCGGGAGCAACACUGUCUGUUCCGGAGCAUCGCUCAGCCGGAUGGAGAAGUGGUGGUCACCCUGGAGCCUUGUGAAGGAGCUGAGACUUAUGUCAAUGGGAAACUGGUGACCGAGCCACUGGUGCUGAAGUCAGGGAAUAGGAUUGUGAUGGGCAAGAACCACGUUUUCCGCUUCAAUCACCCGGAGCAGGCACGGCUGGAACGGGAGCGAGGGGUUCCCCCACCCCCAGGACCACCCUCUGAGCCUGUGGACUGGAACUUUGCCCAGAAAGAACUGCUGGAGCAGCAAGGGAUUGACAUCAAGCUGGAGAUGGAGAAGAGGCUGCAGGAUCUGGAGAAUCAGUACCGGAAAGAGAAGGAAGAGGCUGAUCUUCUGCUGGAGCAGCAGCGCCUGUAUGCCGACUCUGACAGUGGGGACGACUCUGACAAGCGCUCCUGUGAAGAGAGCUGGAGGCUCAUUUCCUCUUUGCGGGAGCAGCUGCCACCCACCACAGUCCAGACCAUUGUCAAGCGCUGUGGCCUGCCCAGCAGUGGCAAGCGCAGGGCCCCACGCAGGGUGUAUCAGAUUCCUCAGCGUCGGCGGCUGCAGGGCAAAGACCCCCGCUGGGCCACCAUGGCUGAUCUGAAGAUGCAGGCAGUGAAGGAGAUCUGCUACGAGGUGGCCCUGGCUGACUUCCGCCACGGGCGGGCUGAGAUUGAGGCCCUGGCUGCCCUCAAGAUGCGGGAGCUGUGUCGUACCUAUGGCAAGCCGGAGGGUCCCGGGGACGCCUGGAGGGCCGUGGCCCGGGAUGUCUGGGACACAGUGGGCGAGGAGGAAGGCAGCGGAGGUGGGGGUGGCGGUGGUGAGGAGGGAGCCCGCGGGGCUGAGGUGGAGGACCUCCGGGCUCACAUCGACAAGCUGACCGGGAUUCUGCAGGAGGUGAAGCUCCAGAACAGCAGCAAGGACCGAGAGCUGCAGGCCCUGAGGGACCGCAUGCUCCGCAUGGAGAGGGUCAUCCCCCUGACCCAGGAUCACGAGGAUGAGAGUGAAGAAGCCAGUGAGGCCACCUGGGCCAUGCCCCCAGGGUCAGAGGUGGUACAGGACGAAGUCCCCAGUGACCACGUGCCCUCAGCCCGGUCUACUUCACCACCCCUGUCAAGCUGGGAGCGGGUGUCACGGCUCAUGGAGGAGGACCCUGCCUUUCGUCGUGGCCGCCUUCGCUGGCUCAAGCAGGAGCAGCUGCGGCUGCAAGGACUGCAGGGCUCUGGGGGCCGGGGUGGGGGACUACGCAGGCCCCCAGCCCGCUUUGUGCCCCCUCACGACUGUAAGCUGCGAUUCCCCUUCAAGAGCAACCCCCAGCACCGGGAGUCCUGGCCAGGGAUGGGCAGCGGGGAAGCCCCAGCUCCACCCCAACCCCCUGAGGAGGUUACUCCCCCACUGGCCACCCCUGCCCCUGCCCCUGCCCGCAGGCCCCCAAGUCCCCGAAGGUCCCACCGUCCCCGCAGGAACUCCCUGGAUGGAGGGGGCCGAUCUCGGGGAGGAGGUUCUGGGCAGCCUGAACCCCAGCACUUCCAGCCUAAAAAGCACAAUUAUUAUCCCCAGCAGCCCCAACCAUACCCAGCCCAACGGCCCCCAGGGCCCCGCUACCCCCCUUACACUACUCCCCCGAGAAUGAGACGGCAGCGCUCAGCCCCUGACCUCAAGGAGAGUGGGGCAGCUGUGUGAGUCCCACAUCCUGGGCAGAGAGGGCCUGGCUGGGGCCCCUUGCUGGGAGGAGAGAAGAUGCCUGAGAUGCUGCUUCCCCAGAAGCCCUGGGGCAGGGAGGCCCUAGAGAUGAGAGAGAAGGUUCGAGUAGGUGCUAGAUGACUUGGGAGUGAUGGGUGAGUGAGGGGCUGGAGGCUGAAGGAAGGAAGAGGGCACGGAGUUGCCAGGAGCAAACCAAAGUGAAGGAAGAGCGAUGGGAAGCUGCCUGGGGCCGCCCCUUGCAGAGGGGAGUCCCACAAACGCUGCUAUGGGUGGGGUGGGGGCUGGGAUGCUGUGUAGCCAGUGUUUGACUUUCUUUUCAAGUGGGGGCAACAGGGAGAGAACAUAGAGUGAGGCAAGUUCUCUUCCCCAGCCCUUGUCUGUCUGUCUGUGGUGGUUUCUGUUUCCAGGGAGGUGUGGCCAGAUCAUAAGUCAUUCCCCUCCCCUUCCAGUCCUCCUGCUAUAAAUGGAGGACCUGUCUGGUUUCUGGUUUGGCUGGGGUCACAUGAGGAUGUGGGACCCUUCAAUAAAGGAUAGCAAACAGAG
Messenger RNA from Miniopterus natalensis, 5343 nucleotides. The record is from RefSeq and is a predicted model, not a curated record. Lineage: Eukaryota; Metazoa; Chordata; Mammalia; Chiroptera; Miniopteridae.